AUGGCGUCCGUGAAGACGUUGAACGUGACCAACGCUUCCCCGCAGACGCUAAAGGUGCGGCUCACCCACACGUACUUCAGGCAACCGACGAAUGCCAAGCUGACGGCGUUCGGCGGAUACUUCGUCAGCGAGUCUGGCGACUAUAUCGUGGGGGAAGCCUUGUUCUUCGGGACGCCAGACAAACAAAAAACGGAACUGAAGAACUUCCAGGACAAGUACACGCCCGGAAGCGCCUGGCAGUUCCGCAGAAUGCAAGCAAAGGCCAAGGACUCGAAAUAUCACUCUGCCCCACACCCGGUCACCAUUAACCUGACCCAUAAGAAUAUGACCGCGAAGAGCCUGUCUGCGACUGAAGCCCAGAACUUGCCUUCUGAAGCAGAGCCGAGGAUGACGGCCGGGGACGUCCUCGGCCUCUCCCGCGACCAGCUCCUCGACGUCCACGGGCGCGUGGCGGAGAUCAAACGCGACCUCAAGCAGAAGGACAGCUACAUCAGCGAACUCCACAUCUGCGACGACCAAGGCAUCCACCUGACGGCCAGCUCUACCACCGUCGUCGCCAAAGCUGGAGGGUCUCUCCCGGGCGCCGCCAGAUUGAACGCCCUCGACAUCGCCAGCAUGGCGACUUCUACCUUGUCAGCGGCGGGGAACGCCACCGACUACAAGACGGGACGAGCCAUGUGGUGCAACCUUUCGGUCCUCGAGUACAUGUCGGGAUUCCAGAAAGAGUUGCCCGAGCAGUUGUCCGAGGCCCCCAGCUGCACGGUCGCUUUGUUAGACACGGAUCCCGACCACCUCUGCGCCAAGGGGACGGACCGUAUCUACGCCAAGGCCUCCAUGCAUGACAGCACAGGCUCCGUGCAGGCAUACCUGACAGAAUCUUCGGCUCUGGCAUUGGCCGAGUCGGAUUCGAAAGCUUCCUUCCUUGAUGCCGUCUCCACCGACGCCGUGAAUUUCCCGCGCGCGCGUCUGCGCCUCCGGUACGCCACCUCCAAGGACGGCAAGGAGGCUGGCGCGCCGCCAAGUUUCGCAGUCGUCUGCGCAGAGCCCCGCACCUUCGACACCGCCACGCCCACCACGUUCAUCCCCAGCGAGGACCGGCUCCUCCCCGCCAAACUGACCUGGCUGUCGAUGUCGCCCACCGGCCGCCUUGCCAUCAAUCCCGCAGGCAACGGAGCACCCACCCUUACUUCGGGAGCUCUGGUGCUGCUCCGUGGCGUGCGCGACCCGACGGUAACGUCCAUCGAUGACGGGUUCGCCAUUGUCAACGCCGUCCGGGAUGCGAUGGAGGAAUCCAAGGAUGACACCUGGAGUGCUCCGACCACGGCAAUCGUUUCGAAGCUCCCGCGCUAUUCCAUCCCGCGGAAACACGUCGCCCUCGCCCACAUCACGCACAUCAACGUGGAUGCAAAGGAGCUGCUGCUGUCCGAGGUGUGGGCCGUCCCAGAGGCCGCGUCUUUCCCACAGUGGCAGAAAGAGUUGAACUUCGCGCAGGCAGGCCUGAAUGAGCCCCCGGCAACCAUGAAACGCAAGAGGGACCCAAUCUCCUUCCAGCACGCGUGCGACGAGAUCUUCACUAACACGAAGAAGCGCUAUGCACCCAGUUUCGGCAGUGCGGAGGAGGUCGAGGCAUGA
Molecule: messenger RNA, 1632 nt
Organism: Prorocentrum cordatum
Lineage: Eukaryota; Dinophyceae; Prorocentrales; Prorocentraceae
Source: the annotation of a GenBank genome assembly